Pipistrellus nathusii (Nathusius's pipistrelle) is the source of this 1761-nucleotide messenger RNA. Lineage: Eukaryota; Metazoa; Chordata; Mammalia; Chiroptera; Vespertilionidae. The record is from the annotation of a GenBank genome assembly.
AUGGGAGGCUCGGCUCGCGGGCCCGGGCGGAAGGAUGCGGGGCCGCCCGGAGCCGGACUCCCGCCCCAGCAGCGGAGAUUGGGGGAUGGUGUCUAUGAUACCUUCAUGAUGAUAGAUGAAACCAAAUGCCCACCCUGUUCAAAUGUUCUCUGCAAUCCUUCUGAGCCAUCUCUGCCUAGAAGACUAAAUAUCACCACUGAGCAGUUAACAAGAGAGAAUACCCAGCGCUUUCUGAAUGGAGGUGAGAUGAAGGUAGAAGAGCUGUUUCAAGAAUUUGGCAACCGAAGAGCUGACACUUUCCAGUCGGAUGGCAUUCACAACUCGGAAAAGUGCUCUCCUGUCUCUCAGGGUAAAAGUUCAGAUAGCCAGAGCACGGUGAAAUCCGGCAAUUCACCCAAAGCCCCCAGAGUGGUGCCUCUGACCCCGGAGCAGGCACUGAAGCAGUAUAAGCACCUGCUCACCGGUUACGAGAAGCUGGAAAUCCUCAAUUACCCAGAAAUUUACUUUGUGGGUCCAAAUGCCAAAAAAAGGCAUGGAGUCCUUGGCGGUCCCAAUAACGGGGGGUAUGAUGAUGCCGAAGGGGCCUACAUUCACGUGCCUCGAGACCACCUCGCUUAUCGCUACGAGGUGCUGAAGAUUAUCGGCAAGGGGAGCUUCGGACAGGUCGCCCGGGUCUACGACCACAAACUCCGACAGUACGUGGCCCUGAAGAUGGUGCGCAACGAGAAGCGUUUCCAUCGCCAAGCCGCCGAGGAGAUCCGGAUCCUGGAGCAUCUCCGGAAGCAGGAUAAGACCGGCAGCAUGAACGUCAUCCACAUGCUGGAGAGCUUCACGUUCCGGAACCACGUGUGCAUGGCCUUCGAGCUGCUGAGCAUAGACCUGUACGAGCUCAUCAAGAAAAACAAGUUUCAGGGUUUCAGCGUCCAGCUGGUACGGAAGUUCGCUCAAUCCAUUUUGCAGUCCUUGGAUGCGCUCCACAAAAACAAGAUCAUUCACUGUGACCUGAAGCCAGAAAACAUCCUCCUGAAGCACCACGGGCGCAGCGCCACCAAGGUCAUUGACUUCGGGUCCAGCUGUUUCGAGUACCAGAAGCUUUACACGUACAUCCAGUCCCGCUUCUACAGGGCUCCGGAGAUCAUCCUGGGGGGCCGCUACAGCACCCCCAUCGACAUGUGGAGCUUUGGCUGCAUUCUCGCAGAACUUCUAACCGGACAGCCCCUCUUCCCGGGGGAGGACGAGGGGGACCAGUUGGCUUGUAUGAUGGAGCUGCUAGGGAUGCCACCGCCCAAGCUGCUGGAGCAGUCCAAACGUGCCAAGUACUUUAUUAACUCCAAGGGCCUACCUCGCUACUGCUCCGUGACUACUCAGGCUGACGGGAGGGUGGUGCUGGUGGGGGGUCGCUCGAGGAGGGGUAAAAAGCGAGGUCCCCCAGGUAGCAAAGACUGGGUGACAGCUCUGAAAGGGUGCGAUGACUACUUGUUCAUAGAGUUUUUGAAAAGGUGUCUUCACUGGGACCCCACCGCCCGCCUGACCCCAGCUCAAGCACUAAGACACCCGUGGAUCAGCAAGUCUGUACCCAAAUCUCUUACCGUGGAGAAGGUGUCAGGGAAACGGGUCGUGAAUUCCGCAAAUGCUUUCCAGGGACUGGGUUCCAAGCUGCCUCCUGUCGUUGGCAUCGCCAACAAGCUUAAAGCUAACUUAAUGUCAGAAACCAAUGGUGGUAUACCUCUGUGCAGUGUGUUGCCAAAACUGAUUAGCUAA